Sardina pilchardus (European sardine) is the source of this 1444-nucleotide messenger RNA. Its product is annotated as WD repeat, SAM and U-box domain-containing protein 1-like. Gene Ontology annotation, molecular function: ubiquitin-protein transferase activity. NCBI's taxonomy places the organism in Eukaryota, Metazoa, Chordata, Actinopteri, Clupeiformes, Clupeidae. The coding region runs from base 16 to 363 and encodes 115 amino acids. The record is from RefSeq and is a predicted model, not a curated record. The transcript is spliced from 3 exons. Gene Ontology annotation, biological process: protein ubiquitination.
CUUGCGGAGGAGUUCAUGACGGUGCCGGAGAAGUACAAGGCGGCGGCCAGGAGACACACCAAGAUGGUGGCCAGUGGAACCAUGGACGAGAUGGAGAAGAAACUGGUGGGUGUGGAGCUGGGCUCUGGCCUGGUGCCUCCGCACCUGCUCUGCCCGCUGACCAAGAAGCUGUUUGUGGAUCCGGUGAAGACGGAGUACGGCACCGUGUACGAGCGCCAGGCCAUCGAGCGGCAUCUCAGAGAGGUGCGGACGGAUCCGUUGUCAGGGAGACCCCUCAGUGGAGUGGAAAUCAGAGGGGACCGCGUCAUGAGACGCUGCGUGAUGGAGUAUCGGAGCAGACAGAUUCAGGACACCUCGAAAUAAACAUCCUUAAUGUACACAACAUACAACGCCUCGACAUAAACAUCCUUAAUGUACACAACACCUCGAAAUAAACAUCCUUAAUGUACACAACAUACAACACCUCGACAUAAACAUCCUUAAUGUACACAACAUGCAACACCUCGAAAUAAACAUCCUUAAUGUACACAACACCUCGAAAUAAACAUUCUAAUGUACACAACAUGCAACACCUCGACAUAAACAUCCUUAAUGUACACAACACCUCGACAUAAACAUCCUUAAUGUACACAACAUACAACACCUCGACAUAAACAUCCUUAAUGUACACAACAUACAACACCUCGACAUAAACAUCCUUAAUGUACACAACACCUCGACAUAAACAUUCUAAUGUACACAACAUGCAACAACAUUAACAUCUUAAAUAGAAAUAUUCAAAUAAAUAUCCUUAAUGUAAAUAUCAACAGAAACACCCUUUAGAAAAUAUCAAAAUAAAUAUAUUCAAUAUAAACAUAAAAAUAAGUUUCUGCUAGCUGACGUCCUUUAUUUUCUCUACCUAAUAUCCUUUAUUUUUGUAAGAUCAAUGCUUUUAUUUUCGUUAACUGAUAUUCUUAAUUUUCUCUAGCUGAUAUCCUUAAUUUUCACUAGCUGAUGUUGUUUAGUUGAAUUCAUCAUGACCCUGCUGAAGGCAGUGCCAAAGAACUGUUCUGAUCUCUGAUUUAAAUAUGAAUAUUUUGUUGUUUGUUAUUUUGGGAAUGUUGCCUAAAACAUUUACAAUCUAAAACCUUUACAUGUAAAGACUAACAUUCUGUAGCCAGUGUCACCUGUUUAGAAUAUGACGGUAUUCAUUGAGUGCAAAGCUAUUGCUGUAGUUAACUUGUAAAAUCUGCAUUAACAAAUGCAUUGAAUUUCCUUGGCAUUUGUGUUAUGCAUAGUUUUUGCCAUGUUCAAACAGGUAUUUGUUUUCUAUUUCAUGCUAUCAAAUGGUUGUUUUUACUUAUGAUAGCCGUAUGAAUGUAUGUGUGUUGUUGCUCUCUAAUGCAUAAUAUCAUUCAAGCCAAAACAAAAACUCUGUAGCCAAUGUGACUGUCAUUAAAAAAAA